This is a messenger RNA of Priceomyces carsonii, 1542 nucleotides long. It is a transcript of the gene THR4, whose product is annotated as threonine synthase. Gene Ontology annotation, molecular function: threonine synthase activity; pyridoxal phosphate binding. The transcript has a single exon. The record is from RefSeq and is a predicted model, not a curated record. NCBI's taxonomy places the organism in Eukaryota, Fungi, Ascomycota, Pichiomycetes, Serinales, Debaryomycetaceae. Gene Ontology annotation, biological process: L-threonine biosynthetic process. Bases 1 to 1542 code for a protein of 513 amino acids.
AUGUCUAAAACUCAAACUUAUAGGUCUACAAGAUCAUCAGACGAACAGAAUUUGUCAUUUGAGGAGGUUGUGCUUACGGGAUUAGCUAAUGAUGGUGGAUUGUUCUUACCAUCGAAUAUUCCAAAGUUGGAGGAUGGAUUUGUCAACGAUUGGAAAGACUUGUCCUUUGAAGAUUUGGCAUUCAAUAUCAUGAGAUUAUACAUAUCGCAAAAGGAGAUUUCUGAUAUUGAACUUAAAGAAUUGAUUAAAAAGUCAUAUUCGACGUUUAGAACCAAGGAAGUAACACCAAUAAAGGUUAUCGACCAAAAAAAUGGCUUGUACUUGUUAGAACUUUUCCAUGGGCCCACUUAUGCUUUCAAAGAUGUUGCUUUGCAAUUUCUUGGAAAUCUCUUUGAGUUUUUUUUAACAAGGAAGAACGCAAAUGCGAAGACUGAGGAGGAUAGAGAAAUAAUGACAGUCGUUGGGGCCACUUCUGGUGAUACGGGCUCAGCCGCCAUUUAUGGUUUGAGAGGAAAAAAAGACGUCUCUGUCUUUAUUUUAUAUCCAACUGGUAGAAUAUCACCGAUCCAAGAAGAACAAAUGACAACUGUCGAAGAUAAAAACGUCCACACUUUGUCUGUAAAGGGUACUUUUGAUGACUGUCAGGACAUUGUGAAACAGAUAUUCGGUGAUAAAGAAUUUAAUUCAAAGUACCAUGUUGGUGCUGUAAAUUCUAUUAACUGGGCAAGAAUUCUAGCCCAAAUAACAUAUUACUUUUAUUCUUAUUUUCAACUCAUUAAAGAGGUGGGCAUAGAUAAAAAAUGCAAGUUUGUUGUUCCCUCUGGUAACUUCGGUGAUAUCUUGGCUGGAUAUUAUGCUAAAGAGAUGGGAUUACCGGUCGAAAAAUUGGUCAUUGCAACCAAUGAAAAUGAUAUUCUUGACAGAUUCAUGAGAACAGGACGUUACGAGAAAUCUGCUGAUCCUACUAAAGGCUCAGAAGUCAAAGCUACAUAUUCCCCAGCAAUGGAUAUAUUAAUUUCCUCCAAUUUCGAAAGAUUGCUUUGGUAUUUAAUAAGAUCACAAUUAACACAGAAUGAUGACAAAGAGGCUGGUAAAAUUUUAAAUGAAUGGAUGCAACAAUUAAAGGAUACGGGUUCUGUAAUUGCUCCUGAAUCUGUUGUCAAAGCUGCUAGAAAGAAUUUUGACUCGGAAAGAGUUGAUGACAUACAAACAAUCGAGACUAUCAAAAAGAUCUACUUGAGUCAUCCGGAGAAGUACAUUUUAGAUCCCCAUACAGCUGUUGGUGUAAAUGCAUCCUACAGGCACAUUGAAAAGGAUAAUGAUAAAAACGUUAAAUAUAUUUCUUUAUCAACGGCACAUCCAGCAAAAUUUUCUGAAGUUGUUAAUAAAGCAUUGGACGGUAUUAAAGACUAUUCAUUUGAAAGAGACGUCUUACCUUCUGAAUUAAAAGCUUUGAGUCUGAAGCAAAAGAGGAUCAAAUUCAUUAAUGAUGCUUCCUUGAAGAGUGUCAAGACUGCAAUUAUUGAAGAACUUAGCAAAUAG